Messenger RNA from Betta splendens (Siamese fighting fish), 6103 nucleotides. It is a transcript of the gene pogzb, whose product is annotated as pogo transposable element derived with ZNF domain b. The record is from RefSeq and is a predicted model, not a curated record. Bases 139 to 5586 code for a protein of 1815 amino acids. The transcript is spliced from 19 exons. Lineage: Eukaryota; Metazoa; Chordata; Actinopteri; Anabantiformes; Osphronemidae.
GCAAAGAGGUUCUCUCUAUCCGGGACACGAGCACUUGUGUUUAAAGUCACAAAGAGUCCGAAGACGAGCGCCCCUUGUGGCCUCGCACUGGCAUUACUGCAUCUCCCUGUUAACGGCGGAGGACAUAGUAACAGCAGCAUGGAUACAGAGUUGUUUAUGGAGUGUGAAGAGGAGGAGCUGGAGCCAUGGCAGCAGGUGGAUGACAGCGUGGAGGAGGACGACAUGGACUUCGACAGCUACUGUGAACCAGUGGAAGAUUCACUGUCUCCUCCUCCCGCCUCUGAGGUGCCACCUCCCAGACCUCCCUCCUCCCUCACAUCUGCUCCUGCAGCUUCAUCUUCCAUGCAGAAGAUCUCCUCCUCCACGAUCCCACCUCCUCCCUCACGCAUCGCGUCCUCGUCCUCCCUCUUGCGCCUCCCUGCCCCCUCCUCACCUGCUGUCUCAGCCCCGACUCUGAUGGCUCAGGCACCACCCCUCAUCCUGACACAGACAGGCGGGACGUUUCUCUUCCCAGCAGCCUCUGCCACAGGCAACACUCGGCCGAUCCUCCUCACCACACAGGGAUUUCCAGUGGUGAAUGCCGGUACUCCCCUGCUUCUGAACCUGCAGCCAGGUCAGACGGUUCAGCCGCUCACUGUGAUCCAAUCUCAGUCUUUGAGACACCUGAUACGUCCCAGUGUUGGUGUCCCAGUCCUCCCUCAGAGCCAAGCAGUCCAGACUAGACCAGCCCCCACCCAGCCAGGGUCCGCCGUCACCCCCAUGCAGCUGCCCACCACACUGGCAAUCCACACCGGCACCACUGCACCUGUUAAUCUCCAGUUGACCCAGCUGAGCAGCGCAAACUCCCUGAAGCUUGGAAGUUCUCCUGUCCUCUCCUCUGGUUCAGUCAACGGAGUCACCACAACUGCUUCAUUUAGCAGUGCAGCUCCUACUCCCUCUGUGGUCACGGUGCCAGGUGUGACCUCAGCACAGUCUCCUGAGCCCCCCAGGGUGGUGAUGAGUGUGGAGGAGUUCUACUACGGGACGUUUGAAGGAGACCUGAGUCUGAGAAAGCCACAAGCACUGGGGAGCAAAUCCUGCUCCUUCACCUGUCAUAUCUGCUCCUACAUCGCAGAGAACAACCUGAGGUUGAUGCAGCACAUGCUGCAGCACUCAGAGCUGAUUGGAGGAGGUGGUGGUGGAAGGAAGUGCUGCAGGUUCUGCUACCGACAGUUCUCUUCUCCGGUUCAGCUGAAGAGUCACCAGGAGCAGGUGCAUGGCCCUGCCCUCUCCACCUCUAUGUGUCAUAUAUGUGAGUGGGCGUUUGAGAACGAGCUGGCCUUCUUAAACCAUAUGAAGUUCAAUCACAAACCAGGGGAGAUGCCCUACAUCUGUCAGGUGUGUUCAUACCGUUCGUCCUUCUACUUGGACGUGCUGCAGCACUUUGCCAGCUUCCACAGGGACACUCUCUUUCUGCUCUGCGUGUUCUGUCUGAAGGUGACCAAGAACCCGCUCAGCUACCAGCAGCAUGUGCUGAGACACCAGAUAAACGAGGCCUUCCACUGCAACAGGUGUCGGCUGCAGUUCAUCUUUCUAAAGGAUAAGAUGCAGCACAGACUGGAAAACCAUCAUAGCUUUCGUCGACCUGCUCAGUUGCAGGGGCUGCCAUCAGGCUCAAAGGUGACCAUCAGGACCUUUGGAAAACUCAGGCCUCCAGUGACAUCAACAGGUGGUCGUCUUCUCCAGAGCCCCUCGUCUCUCAUCCAGCCAAUCCACAUUAAGACAGAGAAUCCAAAGUCUUCAAGCCAGAGGUGCCCUGUUCAGAGUCCCACCAAGAGGCCGGUCAGCCACCGAGUCCAUGUCAGCAGGACGCCGUGUGAUGGAAACAGGCUGGUGUGUUUGGAGUGUGGAACCGACGCCUCAGACUUCUCUGCUCACUACCCCACACACGUCCACUGUCUGCUGUGUCCAUACAGCAGCUGCUGCUCCAGGGCCUACGCUGCUCACAUGAUACACCACCACGUCCCGUGCUCCAAAGACGAAGCUCUUCCUCUGCACCAGAUGCCUCCUCCAUGCCUGUUCCUGCUGCGAUGCUCCCACUGCGACCUUGCCCCUCACACUGCAGAUCAGAUGGCCGAGCACCUGCUGGCGAACCCAGACCACGGCAGCGCCACCUGUCACACCAGGACCUACGUGGAAGAGGACCUCCAGCUGUGCCACAGUGAAGAGCCACCAUCAGAAGAGAGGAGACCAGGCCUGAACAAGGACCUGCCUCAUCCAUCCUGGAGGUCAGCGUGUAGCUGGACGCAGCCACAGAAAUGCAGUAGCAAACCCACCAUCAAUACGUUCACUCACAUCAGUGGGCCCCAUCACUACUUAUCCAAGAACAGUGACGCCAUUGAUUUUUUCAAUCUCAUCUUCCCCUCGGCGCUGGUGGAGCUGAUCACCAAUGAGACCAACGCUCACACCAAGACUUGCCAGUACCUGGGCUCCUGCCAUCCAGACUGGGUCCCCGUCACCACCCACGAGGUGAAAGGCUUCAUCGGCCUGGCCAUUCUUAUGGGGAUUCAUAACCUGCCUGACCCUUCUCACUACUGGUCCUGGAGUCACUAUGAAAACAGCUACACCUUCUACCGAGCUAUGAGCUUCAAGCGCUUCAGGCAGAUAGCGGCCAACAUUCGCAUGGGCAGCUUCACCACAGACGAGUACCGUGGCACCAAGAACCCCAGCGACUCGCUACACAUCUUCAGACCCAUGCUGGAGAUGCUUGGUGGAGCGAUGUGGACGGCCUACCGGCCGAACUGCUGCCUGACCGUUGACAGGGCGCUGCUGCCCAGCCUGGAGGCAACCUGCCACUCCAAGGGAAACCCAAAGACUCAGCCUCAGGUGUGGCUGCUGUGCGACUCCAAGUCGGGCUACUGCCACCGCUUUUCCAUUCAGCUGGGAGAGAAGGUGGGUGAGGAUCCGGGGUUCACUGUGGUUCCAGAGCUACUGAAAGGACUGGAGGACAAACACCACCAGCUCUACCUGACAAACUCACUUACGUCUGUUCCACUCAUGCAGAAGCUUUUGGACCAGGGCAUCUAUGCCUCCAGCUCCUUCCCUCGCUCAAACCCCGUUCUGCCAAAAGAGCUGUGGGAGGAGGGGCAUCUGGACAAACCUGGGGACUUUGUGCAGAGGCACUUUGGCCCCCUGCUGCUCACCCGCUGGAAGGACACCAAGGAGAUGGGUUGUCUCUCUACUAAUGCAGCUCCAGGGGAACCGGACAUCGUUUGGAGAAGGUCUCACACAAAUGUUGGCGGCCUAGACCCCAUCACCCGGCCCAUGGCCUUCCGUCUCCUGCAGGAGAACAUGCGAGGCGUUGACAUCUGCAAGCAGCUGCUGGCCUGCAACCCACUGGGAGGAAUCCAUCAGGACCGACACUGGCGCAGCCUCUUCUGGUUUCUGGUCAACCUGAGCAUCGUUAAUGCUUUCAUCUUACUCAGGGAGAGUCGUAAAGAAAACCCCCCUGCCUGGGUGCAAGGCGGCCUUUUUACCCAGGUUAGCUUCCGCAUGCGCUUAGGCAACCAGCUCGCCAAGUGUGCCCAGAAGUACUUUGAGACCAUGGAGAUUGCCGUCCCCCGUGGGGCGAGGACAGAGGCUGCAGAUGAAGCAGGUAAACGAAGCCACAACAUGACGAGGCUCAGCGCCGUCUCCGAGAGGUGCAGGCACUGCACCUUUAAAAGCAUCCGGAACCAGAGGGUGUACGGCUGCCGUGCCUGUAAAGCAAACCUGUCCAAGCGGCCGACCUCCUUCCUGGAGUAUCACGGUCUGUCAGCUGCCAGCAAAGGAUCAACAAAAGUUGGAAUAAUCAAGCACAGAAAAAGUGGUGCAGUGGAGCUGGACGGGGUUGAGCAUGACAUGGAUGAGGCGAUGGCUCCAGUGGAGGAGCCGGACUUCUCUGAAGAUGAAGACUUGGACAAUCUGCAUGAAAGGGAUGAAGAAUCGUUGAGCGAGGAGCAACGUCCAGGGUCCCGCCCGCCCUCUGCAGCUAUUGACCUCAGUCGACCUGGAACUGCUCUGUCCAACUCCAAAGAGCUAGAUGAUGUGUUUACUGACGGUCGGUUGAGAAUCGUCUUGUUUGCUCUAUGCGCCGGACUCCGUGAAGCCUCGAGGGUCUUUUCUACGGAGCUGGAGCGUAUCUGCCUGUGGCUGAGGGACGCCCACAAACACUUGAAGCGACCUGACCAAGAACAGACGCCUCACAUGGAAGGGGAGCACCGCAUGGUGGCCUGGGUGCUGUCCAUGCGUGAGCAGCAGCUUCCCAUCACCGAGACCAGCCUCCUCCAUCAAGCUUCCACUCUUAGGAGGAAGGGAGCGUUCACUGACUGCAUCUCCCAUGUCUGGGCAGUGAGCUUCAUGCUCCGGCACCGGCUGGGCCUGCAGAGCAACGGCAGCGCGGCCACGCUGGCUCGCACCCUGCCGGCUGAAUUAGCAGCCAAGGUGAAGUCCUUCCGGGCGUUCACCCAGAGGAUAAUACGGGUGCACCAGCUGUCGGACGGCGCAGUGGCUGCCAUGGAUGAACUGUGUCUCUUUGUGGACUUGAGCUUAGUUCAGAACCAGACUCACCGCUCGGAGGCCCUGCAGCUGACCGGCACCGUACCUCUGCUCACGGUCUCCCUGGCGGUUCUGGCCGAUGGUACCAUGCUGCCGUCUUUGCUGCAAGUGAACGGACCCGUGGCCGACAGAGUGCUGCCAGAGUUCAUCCUGCUGGAGGCCGCGACAGAGAGUCCGCUCGCAGAAGAUGCUUUGGCUGUUUGGAUGAACAAGGUUUGGCUUCAGCAUCUGUCUACACUGCCACAGGCCAGUAAGUCGGUGCUGCUGUUGGACAGACACCGGGAGCACAUGGCCGAUCACUUUUUGACUUCCGUUAGCGGGUCGGGGACGCUGCCAGCAGUGAUCCCUGCAGGCUGCUCCUUCUGUCUCCAACCGCUGGAGCUUUGCCUGAAGCCAGUGCUGCAGCGUUUUCUGCUGUCACGCUGGGCAGAGUUCACCACUGCAGAAUGCGAGCGGCUCAGAGACACAUCACCAGGUCGGCUCCAAACCAGUGUGGCUGAGCUUCUGGUUGACUGGCUGGUGGAAGGCCUGGCCCAGUUACAUCAACUGCCCCAGCUUUGGAAGAAGGCCUUUGACCUGACGGGCCUGCUGCCCAGCCAGAAGAGGGCCAGAGAGGAGGAGGAGGAGCAGGAGCAGGAGCAGGAGAUGAGUGAGAAGCCAGAGGACGUCCAGCGGACUCUGCUGAGGAGCGUGACUGGGGUCCUGCUGGGGUCCGAGGCUUCAGACGCUGACGAUGCUCAUCCACUGGAGCUGGAGAUUUACAAAGACCCGGAGGAGGAACAAGAAGGUGGGGAAAGACAGGAGGAGGUGGAAAAACAACAGACGGCGGUGAAGCCAAAAGAAAUGGAGGAGGACUGGAAGGAGAAGAAGCUGGAGGAAGGAAAGGAGACACAAGAGGACACAAAGGAGGUAAACAAGGAGAGACGAGAGACCAGGAUUGUGACGGGGGAAGAGGUCGGGGAUGAGUGGAAAAUCAAGAGCAGGACUGAAGGUGGGGCUGAAGGUCCGUAGACGUGGAGCAGUAUCCAGAUUCUCACUUCUGACAAGUGACACAGGACCAGUAAACCAAACUGUGUGGUCCGGUCCAGUCCGGUCAGGUUUGGUCCUGUCCGGUUCAGAUGCAACGAUGAACAGAAAUAAAUGAACCUGAAAAACAUGAACCCGAUCCUGACCUGGUGUCAGUGUGAUGAGGUGAUGACAUUACGUUUGUAUUUAAAAGGAAUGAGUUUUUAUGAAUGAACGUUUUGUGUCCAGCUUCAUUUGUGUUCUGACAGAUUGUGGGUCGACUUGUCUCAUGGAUUUACCAUUUACAACCAUGAGCUGUAAAACUGAAUCUGGAGCCAGGAACCAGGUAACGGACGGCGGCUGCAGUUAGAUGUAAAUGAACGUCCACACAGUUGAUGGAACUGGACUUUGGACUUUCCCACAGCUUUGACGCUCUGGGACCAGCAGAAGUCCGUUGGGUCAGCAGGUCCAACUGCUCUGGUGCUGAUGUACAGACAAUAAACUUAAUUCAUGCAUUCCAACA